This is a messenger RNA of Diaporthe amygdali, 876 nucleotides long. RefSeq lists its product as uncharacterized. Lineage: Eukaryota; Fungi; Ascomycota; Sordariomycetes; Diaporthales; Diaporthaceae. The coding region runs from base 1 to 876 and encodes 291 amino acids. The transcript is spliced from 2 exons. The record is from RefSeq and is a predicted model, not a curated record.
AUGGAGAGGGCGACCGCGACUGCGACCGCGGCGGGGACGUCGAGUACAAAGACGCUUGAAUUGCGCGACUGGGAUCUGAACCUCUCGUCAGUGCUGGAAGUGUCAUCUGAUGAUUCGCGAGAUGUUGGUGGCUCUGAGCCCCUGACGACAACUCCUGUCCGUUUCUUCCAUUUCCGUCUUGCAAAGAACAGCAACGCGCCGACCAGAAAGAGCAGGGCUAAAGUGGCUCCGGCGCUCACGCCUGCGAUGCCCCCCUUUGAUAGACCCGAGGAGCUGCUGCUACCUGCUGGGAUCACUGGGAUUGUGUUCGACGCUGAACUCGCCUCUGGGAGAGUCGCCGUCGUAUCCACACUCGAGGUCGUCGUUGAAUCGGACGAAGCGGCGGACGUAGUCGAAGAACUUAAGCUAGUCGACGAACUUGACGUGGCGGAAGAAACGGAGCUGGUCGAGGGACUGGGGCUGGUCGAAGAACGUGAGCUUGCCGACGAGCUGGAGCUGGUCGACGAGCUUGAGCUGGCUGUUGAACUUGUGCUGGUCGACGAAGUUGUACUUGACGAGAUACUCGGCAUCGACGUCGGCGUCGGCGUAAAUGUUGUCUUCUUGAAAACGGCGGCGCUCUCAGAGUUGCUCGAGAGCUUCGCGCCCACCAAGUCCUCGUCCGGGCAUCCGUCGUCGCAAGCAUCGGAAGAACAGCAACCUAAGAAGGGGCGAUCCAAGUCAAAGCACGUGUACCACUUCCCCUUUGGAUUGAGGCAUUCCUGGUCUUUGAUGCCUGCUCCUUUGCUCUUCUUGAAGCUGGAAUACGUGACAUUGCUCGCAGGACAGAUCUUGUACAGUCAAAGUCAGUCUUGGACUUAUCCAAGGAAGAACAUUUGA